Messenger RNA from Carya illinoinensis, 1812 nucleotides. Its product is annotated as polyol transporter 5-like. Gene Ontology annotation, molecular function: carbohydrate transmembrane transporter activity. The record is from RefSeq and is a predicted model, not a curated record. Gene Ontology annotation, cellular component: membrane. Gene Ontology annotation, biological process: transmembrane transport. The transcript is spliced from 3 exons. Bases 121 to 1329 code for a protein of 402 amino acids. Lineage: Eukaryota; Viridiplantae; Streptophyta; Magnoliopsida; Fagales; Juglandaceae.
GGUUCGAAUUACUCUUGCAGUCUGCAAAGCUAGUAUUCGCAGCAGAAUCACGACCUGGGCUUUUGAUAAAAGCCCGGCCUCGCUAGCUCCAUCUUGAGUCUCUCUGGCUAACCGAUCGAGAUGGCUCACCGGGAAGUUGACAAUAAUGCCAUUUCCGACCAACCCCAAAUAAGUAAUAUUGUGGGUUUUGAUCCUCCAAAGAAACCCAAGAGGAACAAGUAUGCUAUUGCUUGUUCUGUUUUGGCCUCCAUGACAUCCGUCUUACUGGGUUAUGAUUUUGGAGUAAUAAGCGGAGCAAUAAUCUACAUAAAAGAGGACCUGAAAAUCUCUGACGUCGAGGUUGAAAUCCUCGUCGGGAUCCUUAACCUUUACUGCCUCAUUGGCUCGUUCGCCGCCGGUCGAACCUCCGAUUGGAUAGGCCGACGCUAUACCAUCAUGGUAGCCCAAGUCAUCUUCUUCGUCGGAGCUAUCCUCAUGGGCCUUGCCACCAACUACGCCUUUCUCAUGGUCGGUCGCUUCGUUGUCGGUGUCGCCGUCGGCUUCGGGCUCAUGAUCGCUCCGGUUUAUACCGCCGAGGUCUCUCCAGCCUCGUCUCGUGGUUUCCUCACCUCGUUCACCGAGGUCUUCAUUAAUGGCGGGAUAUUGCUGGGGUACGUUUCGAACUACGCUUUCUCCAAGCUCCCAACUCACUUGGGUUGGCGUUUGAUGCUUGGAGCGGGUUCUAUCCCUGCCGUUAUAAUCGGUCUCGUUGUCUUAGCCCUACCUGAGUCACCAAGGUGGCUGGUCAUGCAGGGUCGACUUGGCGACGCAAAGCGAGUCCUCGAUAAAAUCUCUGCCUCUAAAGAGGAGUCCGAGAUAAGACUAGCCGAUAUCAAAAGAGUCGCUGGUAUUUCUGAAGAUUGCACUGACGACGUGGUUUUGGUGCCCAAACAAAAUCAUGGCGAGCAAGUGUGGAAAGACCUAGUUCUCCAUCCCACAGCGUCUGUUCGCCACGCCUUAAUUGCAGCUGUCGGUAUCCAUUUCUUCCAACAAUCAUCAGGUAUUGAUUCGGUCGUUCUAUACAGCCCAAGAAUCUUUGAGAAGGCCGGUAUCACGUCGACGAACGACAAGUUACUAGCAACGGUGGCCGUAGGAUUCACCAAGACCAUAUUCAUCUUAGUGGCCACAUUCCUAUUAGACAGGAUCGGACGCCGACCGUUGCUUCUCACUAGCGUAGCAGGCAUGAUCCUUUCGCUUGCAACCCUUGCAAUUGGUCUGACUAUCAUCGACCACUCAGACCAGAAGCUAACUUGGGCAGUGGCUCUGUGCAUUGCCAUGGUGCUAGCAUAAGUGGCGAUAUACUCUAUAGGGUUGGGGCCCAUCACGUGGGUGUACAGCUCAGAGAUCUUACCGUUGCGGCUAAGGGCGCAAGGAGUGAGCAUCGGAGUGGCGGUGAGUAGGUUGACCAGUGCGGUAGUCUCCAUGACCUUUCUCACCCUGAGCAAAGGGAUCACCAUUGGUGGUGCCUUCUUUCUCUAUGCGUCGAUUGCCACGGUGUCUUGGUUCUUCUUUUAUUUCAUACUACCAGAAACACAAGAUAGAACCCUGGAGGACAUGGAGGGGUUGUUUGGUAAUUUCGGGUGGAAGCUCGCUAAAUUUAGGAAGAAGAAAGAUAAAAGCUACCCUAUAUAGAUUAUAUAAAAAUAAUUUUAUAAAUUGAUGUAAUUUAUCUAAUUUAUUAGAUCUAUUUUAUAAUAUAUCGAAUCACAUUAUGCAAUCUAUUUAUUGUUAAAGUACUUCCCUUUAUAAAUAAAUAAUGUUUGCUUCAUCUUA